Molecule: messenger RNA, 252 nt
Organism: Suillus paluster
Lineage: Eukaryota; Fungi; Basidiomycota; Agaricomycetes; Boletales; Suillaceae
Exons: 1
Source: RefSeq, a predicted model, not a curated record
UACUUCACAAAAGCAAAAGCACCUCUCCUUAUCAAUGCAUGCGAGAACGAUAGGUUGUUCCCUGUGGAAUCCCAAGUGAAGGCCGGUGAGAUUUUUGGCGAUGGGAAGUUUGCUCCAGGGUACAGGCUCGAGUAUUUCCCUGAUUGCACACAUGGGUUUGCUGUGAGUGGGGAUAUGACUGACCCACUUUUCAAGGCUGGGAAGGAGGGAUCGUGCAGGGCUAGCAUGGGGUUCUUCCUGAUGUACCUGUGA